Messenger RNA from Chinchilla lanigera (long-tailed chinchilla), 1558 nucleotides. RefSeq names its product napsin A aspartic peptidase (gene Napsa). Gene Ontology annotation, biological process: proteolysis. Lineage: Eukaryota; Metazoa; Chordata; Mammalia; Rodentia; Chinchillidae. The record is from RefSeq and is a predicted model, not a curated record. The transcript has 9 exons. Bases 224 to 1477 code for a protein of 417 amino acids. Gene Ontology annotation, molecular function: aspartic-type endopeptidase activity. Gene Ontology annotation, cellular component: lysosome.
GGGGCCGGAGACUCACGCUAUCUCCACCCCGGCCCCACGAACGCGGGGCGCGGAGCCCGGGACCCCCGCGGAAGCUCCUGGGGAUCCUCCAAAAACACUGAGCGCGCGGCUCCCAGGACGUCGUCCUCCCCACUCCCCAUGUCACCCUGAAGCCGGGACUGGGCGUGGGCAGGGCGGAGUCCGGGGGUGGGGAAAGGGCCCCGGGGAGCCUGGGCCCACAGAGAUGUCGCCGCUACCGCUGUGGCCGCUGCUGCUGACCCUGCUCACCGCGGAGCCCUCGGGGGCCACCCUGAUCCGGGUCCCGCUUCGCCGAGUCCACCGGCCGCACGGCAUCCCGAACCCACUGCGGGCCUGGGGAGAGCCGGCGGAGCCUCCCGGGCUGGGGGUCCCGCCCCACGGGGACGGCCCCUUCUUCGUGCCGCUCUCCAAGUUCCUGAACGUGCAGUACUUUGGGGAAAUCGGGCUGGGAACGCCCCCACAAAACUUCUCCGUGGUCUUUGACACCGGCUCCUCCAACCUCUGGAUCCCAUCCAAGAGAUGCCACUUCUUCAGUCUGCCCUGCUGGUUCCACCACCGUUACAAUCCCAAAGCCUCCAGCUCCUUCCGGCCCAAUGGGACCAAGUUCGCCAUUCAAUACGGGACUGGGCGGCUGAGCGGGAUUCUGAGCCAGGACGAGCUGACUAUUGGCGGAAUCAACAACGUGUCAGUGACUUUUGGGGAGGCUCUGUGGGAGCCCAGCCUGGUCUUUGCUUUUGCCUCCUUUGAUGGGAUAUUUGGGCUUGGCUUUCCCAUUCUGGCCGUGGAUGGAGUUCCACCCCCGCUGGAUGUCCUGGUGGAGCAGGGGCUUCUGGACAAGCCCGUCUUCUCCUUCUACCUCAACAGGGACUUGGCAGGAGUUGAUGGAGGCGAACUGGUCCUGGGGGGCUCCGAUCCGGCUCACUACAUCCCGCCCCUCACCUUCCUGCCGGUCACCAUCCCCGCCUACUGGCAGAUCCACAUGGAGCGAGUGCUGGUGGGCACGGGGUUGACUCUCUGUGCCCAGGGCUGUGCUGCCAUCCUAGACACGGGCACGUCUCUCAUCACAGGACCCUCCGAGGAGAUCCGGGCCCUGCACAGGGCCAUCGGAGGCCUCCCCUGGCUGGCUGGCGAGCAUUUCAUUCAGUGCUCGAAAAUCCCAACGCUACCCCCAGUCUCCUUCCGCCUUGGGGGGCUCUGGUUUAACCUCACGGCCCAGGACUACGUCAUCCAGAUUUCUCGGGGCGGAUUCCCACUCUGCUUGUCCGGCUUCCAGGCUUUGGAUAUGCCUCCGCCUGCAGGACCCCUCUGGAUCCUCGGCGACGUCUUCUUAGGGGCCUACGUAGCGGUCUUCGACCGCGGGAGCGCAAGCACCGGCCCCAGAGUGGGGCUGGCGCGCGCUCGCGUCCCGGGUGCAGAGCCGGGAGGGGGCGGGGCCGCGCAGGCGCAGUUCUCCGACUGAUGCUCCUUCUAGAAGCUUGCGCGCCACGGGGCAGCGGAGAUCUGGCUUCCAGAGAAAUAUCCGAGAUUUCCAUUGAACGAA